Molecule: messenger RNA, 2511 nt
Organism: Suillus discolor
Lineage: Eukaryota; Fungi; Basidiomycota; Agaricomycetes; Boletales; Suillaceae
Product: AMP deaminase
Exons: 15
Coding region: 69-2375 (768 amino acids)
Biological process (GO): IMP salvage; AMP metabolic process
Cellular component (GO): cytosol
Molecular function (GO): AMP deaminase activity
Source: RefSeq, a predicted model, not a curated record
CCAUCAUUGCACUCUAAGUAAAACCAUCACGUUCACAUAACCAAAUAUUCUUACUGAAGAUUCCAAAUAUGAGUGGAAAUGGAUCUCCUACCUUGCCACUCACCCCAGCAACAAAUUUUGUCGUCGAAUCGAGCUCUGGCUUGAUUAUCCCGGAAACCAGAGAUGGAUUUUAUGGUUAUACCGAUGAAAAGAGCCUCCAACAAAUGGAGGAACAAAAAUGGGCUCAACGACGCGCUUCCGACGUCGCGCAUCCUCAGGCAGAUAGUACACUAUCCAACAGUUUCAAGUUGUCUUCCAUUCGUGAAGCCCUUCAAAUUCAAACGACUGAAGAGUUGCACCCGUCACCUUUCUCUGACGAUGAAGAUAAAGAACAGGUUUCGGAUGCUCAGCACCACAUGGACGCCAUGAUGACUCCAGAGCUUGCACGUGUUGUCCAGUCUUUUCAGAAAUGCCUUGAACUUCGCGACAAAUAUAUCACGAAAUCUUUACAGAGGCUGGGGGAUAACCCCAGAGACCACGACGGUGUCUUUCAUGGCGUGACUGAGGGCCUGGCGGAUGUUUCUGGGGUCAAACCCGAUGUUAACCAAUCUUCAGCUGCAUCCGCGAAUAGCCCUCACGAGCCCUGGGUCAUAUAUCCUCCUCCACCUCCACCUCACUGGCACUUUACUGCAAAAGAAACCGUCAUUAGCGCAGAUGGUCGCCUCACACCGGACAACGAAUUCGACUUCUCUCAAUGCCAAAUACCCAGUAAUCACGAAUGGGUGUUUGAAAUAGAUGACAAAGGCGUGUAUCAAGUAUACACGAAUGCUGAUGCAGGAACCAAGAAACCACUCUUCGAUAUACCCACUAUCAGGGAGUACUUCGUUGAUCUAGACUAUGUCCUGGGUGUUAUCUCCGAUGGUCCGGCGAAAAGCAUGGCAUAUCGUAGGCUCAAGUAUCUUGCGAGCAAAUUCGAGAUGUACAGUCUCUUAAACGAAUCUCAGGAAUUAGCUGACAUGAAGAGUGUGCCGCACAGGGACUUCUACAAUGUGCGAAAGGUGGACACGCACGUCCAUCUAGCAAGUUGCAUGAAUCAGAAGCACCUCUUGCGGUUCAUCAAAUCCAAGAUGAAACGUAGCCCUCAUGACGUUGUUAUUUUCCGUGAUGGGACAGACUUGACGCUGGAACAAGUGUUUCAGUCGCUUAAGCUGAGCGCAUACGAUCUGUCCAUCAAUACGCUCGAUAUGCAUGCCCACCAAGAUUCCUUCCAUCGAUUCGAUAAAUUUAACCUGAAGUACAAUCCAAUCGGCGAGUCCAGGCUGAGAGAAAUUUUCCUGAAAAUCGAUAAUAAGAUAGAUGGUAGAUACUUCGCUGAGAUCACCAGAGAGGUCAUGAAUGACGUGGAGCAGAGUAAAUACCAGAACUGCGAAUGGCGUGUCAGUAUUUACGGUAGAUCCGUGGAUGAGUGGGACAAGCUUGCGAAAUGGAUCAUCAAAAAUGAACUCUUCUCACACAACGUUCGCUGGCUCAUUCAAGUUCCUCGACUGUAUCAAGUAUACAAGGAGACUGGCGCAAUCGACACAUUUGAGGAAAUUGUCAUCAAUGUCUUCCGCCCGCUCUUUGAGGUCACAAAGGAUCCUCAGUCGCACCCAGAGCUUCAUGUAUUUUUGCAACGUGUCGUCGGCUUCGACAGCGUGGACGACGAAUCUAAGGCGGAACGUCGAUUCCACCGCAAAUUCCCCUUUCCUCGACUCUGGGACUCCCAGCAGAAUCCUCCGUUUUCUUAUUGGAUGUACUAUAUGUAUGCAAAUACAGCUAGCUUGAACCACUGGCGUAAAGCACGAGGGUUCAACACGUUCGUAUUCCGGCCUCACGCUGGUGAAGCAGGAGACACGGAUCACCUGACCGCAGCCUUUCUUACAUCUCACUCGAUUUCACAUGGAAUUCUGCUUCGCAAAGUUCCCGCGUUGCAGUACUUAUUCUACCUGAAACAAAUUGGGCUAGCUAUGAGUCCCUUGAGUAACAAUGCGCUGUUCCUGACCUAUGAGCGCAAUCCACUUCCUGACUUUUUCAAAGUCGGGUUGAAUGUGAGUUUAAGCACCGAUGACCCAUUGCAAUUCCAUUUUACGAAGGAACCGCUACUAGAAGAGUACAGUGUCGCAGCCCAUAUCUACAAGCUUCCUCAAAGUUCACUAGCAGAGCUCGCUCGCAACUCUGUGAUCCAAAGUGGCUUUGAGAUGGAGAUCAAAAGACAUUGGCUCGGUCAAGAGUGGUACUUACCAGGCGCUGCAGGCAAUGAUAUUCAUAAGACAAACGUGCCAAAUCUUCGACUAGCAUAUCGGCACCGCACGCUACUUGAGGAACUUGCGAUGAUCAGGAAACAGCACUCCGCAUAGUCGAAAGCCCGAUCUGGCAUCGUUCGGUGAUAGUGGCACUGGAAGUACCCCAUUUUCUCUUAGACAAAUGUAACUAGCUUCUCAAAGUUCCAGAUAUAGAUUGUGCUCUCACAUGACAUAGUUCCGCCAUGCCUGA